GGAUGGGGGACCGUGAAGGGGUUUGUGCGAUGGGCAUUCUUCGAGCUCUGUCUUGGAGACCGUUCCAAGGAAAGUGAUUGGAUUUACAGGGGCAUGGUAUGUGAAUCAUUGCGGAUCACAAAGACUGGAAAACCAUUCGGAUCGUACGGGCAAAGGGAGUUUGGGCUCUGGAGCUACCGGAGUAGAAUAGAGAGAAGGAGCUGCUUGGACCAACAACAAGGCUCCCAGACGGGCUUUGGAACAUGGUGCGGUUUAAGGUAUAACUUUGAGGAUGGAUGGCCGGGAUUUUGUGCAUAUGCCUCCCCCGGUGUUGUCAGGAUUGCCACUGGAGGGGGGCAGGAAUGCUGCCAGUGGUUCUGCGGGGCGUCUUACACCAUCCACUGGACACUUAACCCAGCUUUCAUCUGCAAAGUACCUUCCAACAGCUCUUAACUUGCACUCCCAUCCAGGGUUUUCUCACCUGACCAGCAAUUUAUAUCCUUCCUACAUUCCCUUGAGUCACCUGGAACCUGCUGCUGGUGGGAACCCCUUACUUGGCCAGUUAGGGCCACACAGCCUGUUUGAGUCACCAAAAGAUGGCUUUUACUUAUCUAGCCAUGCCGGACAGUCAUCUUUACACAUUCAACCACCGAUAUUGCGGCCUUCAUCUAACCAAGAUCAGAACCCCCAGCUGCAAGAAAAAGACCUGCCUAGUCAAUCCCAUAGAAACUCCAAAGAGGUUGCUAAGGAAGCAAGGGAAAGAGCUUGUCAGAAUGAGAUGUUGAUGUCCUCAUCCAAGAAAGAUGCACGGACUAGGGAUGAGUUACAGGCUCAUAAUGUGGUGGAUCUAACCCAGGAUGCUAAGCUUGAGGGAGACCGAAAAAGGACUGGGAUACAAAGGACAUCUAAGAUGGGUGAAUACCUCUCGCCAUUUAAUACAGACCUUGUGCCAAAUCGGGGAUCCAGCAGUGGGGAAACAAAAUCCAAAAACCCUCUUCAGACCUCAUUUCUAAAUAACUGUAAUGCUGGAGGUGAUCCAUUGGCUAAAUCAUUAGGCCCUGAACAGGGCAGAUGUGCCAGAGAUCCAGGAAGACAUGAUGAAAAUAUGAGGCCUUCAGGCCAUCUGCACUUAGACCUAUCUAAACGUUGUGACUCUAUGGUGACCUCAGCUGGCAAUUUAAACAUUCUGUGUAGCUGUUCCUCUACACCACCUAUACAGUCAUCUGCUAGAAUGGCAGCAACCUCCACAUUCCCUUCCCAGCCUGUCCAUUCCAACAUCUAUACAGUUUUCCCAGCCGGUAAAGAGCCAGGAAGGGAACACAAGGUAACAGCACCCACCUUUGUGCCUUCUAUUGAGGCUUUUGACGAAAGAAUCGGACCUGUACAAAUUGCUUCCCAGGCCCGUGACCAGAAAGGGAAGGAAGGUAAAUCAACAGAAAGAACAGAUGUCCCACGAAAUAUAUUACCACAGGAUUUUUCUAGCAAUGAGCAUAAGAGAGUAGAUGGUUCAAGGGAAAAGGGCUCCGUAAUUCGCUCCAGCUCAUCCCUAAAACGGUCUGUGGCCUCUGAUUCUUUCUUGAGUCGUCCUGGACUUGUCUCUCCUGAGAACAGGGACUUUGUGAGCAAUAAAGAAUCAGAUAGUCGAGAGCGAGGCCUUCGUGUUAGGGAAGCAUCCAAGGUAUGUGAUUUGAUAGAUUCACCCAGGCAGCACACAGAACAUUCCCAGAGAAAGCUGCCUCAACAAAAAUGGAAGCCAUUUGAGAUGAACAACUUUGCCACCACUCAGAUGGCUGUUCUGGCAGCACAGCAUAACCAGGUAAACCACGCAGAAGAUGCCAAGAAAGUCUAUAUGGAUUCUAGCAACCUCCCAAGGUCUUUGAGCAACUGCAGGACCAGUUCUGAAUGCCUGCACACCCCCACUCAUGGGGAGAGCUCUGCUAUGCAGAACCUUAUUAAAUACAGUGGGAGCUUUGCCAAGGAAGCAGCUGCUUGGAAGAAUAGUGGUAAGAAAAGCCCAUUCGGGGGUCUUGGGAAUAUGAAAUUGGACGCAAAUCAGAUGAACACAGCCAAGAUUCAACAGUGCCUCUCGCAGCCAGGAGUAAAGAGAGACACAGAGAGACCAGAGGGUGCCAAAUCUAUUGGGCGGGACAGCAUGGGCCCCCAGGGAGAGGUGGAGGUUCGGCACCCACCUGUGGGCAUCGCUGUAGCUGUAGCUCGCCAGAAGGAUAACGGUGGAAGUAAAAUUGGCAGCUCAAAAGGGCGCUUGGAUGAGGAGAAUGGAGAUGAGCGGAUUAGGCAUCAUGAUGAACGUCUGUUUGUAGGGAGACUGGAUCGGGAACAGGAGAAACUUCUUCGGGAAAGCAAGGAUCUGGCAGACCUAGCACGGAUGCACACGGCUGGAUGUGCUGCUGGUGGCUUGAACCCUAAUCUAAUGGUAACUGGCGGUCCAACCCUUGGAACUGCUGGACGGUGGUCAGCUGAAACGGCGUCACACUUGGCAGCACCUCCUUGGUUGCCGAGGGCAACUGCCCCUUCCAUGUGGCUUGCUGGUCAUCCAUAUGGUUUGGGUCACCCAUCUAUUCAUCAAGGAAUAACCCCAGGCUUCCCUCCUGGGAUGGCUGCCUCCUUGCCUACUGCGUAUCAUUUUGCCAGAGACCCUCAGACUGGCCAGAUUGUGGUGAUCCCUACUGAACAGCUGUCACAUCUCGAGAUACUGGACAGGAUGCCCGCUCUUUGGCCAGCCAUGUACUCUCCGACACGCGCUUCUCUUCAGCAUGCACAUCACCUCCAGCUUUUGUCCCAGCAGCAGCUUCUACGGCAGCAUGAGCUGUUCAUGCUUCAGCAGCAGGCGGCACAUGCAAUGGAGAUGCAAAGGAAUGUACAGCUUGAUGCUAUAGAACUGCAGAGAAGUGUACAGAUUGAUGCUCUAGAAUUGCAAAGAACCGUGCAGCUAGAAGCACUAGAAUUGCAGAGGAGUACGCAGCUGGAUGCUCUGGAACAUCAGAGGAGCAAGCAACUAGAGGAAAAAAUGAAAGUGAGUGAGCAACAGGCAGAGGUGCAGGACAAAGUAGCAAAGCAGAACACAGAGACCAAUAAACAGGGGACUUCUUCAAAAGAGCUUAUGCAGAGGGUACUUUCGCCUCCUGUUUCUGUGUCCCAUAGCGAAAUGCACAGCCCUACUGCCUUUCCCCCCGAACACUCCAUAGUUCCCAUGCUCAAAACAGAGGUUGUCCAUAAACGGGAAGAUGCAGCACCAAAGGAAUCCUUUGUCUAUUCUACAAAUUCUCGCUCUCCCAGCCCACCUGCUGCUACUUCUGCACCUACCACUGCUGCUAUAUCUACCCUAGAGAGGCCUUCUGAGGACAGCAGAAAUGAGGACAUUGAUAUUAAAAAGGACACCUCCACAUUCCAAGAUGCCUCCUCAGGUUACCCAUUCCAGUCUAUUUCCCAUCCAUUCAGACAGCACUACACUUACUUGGUCCAACCAUCUGCUGCUUCUGAUGCAGUUUGUUAUGCUCCAGAUGUUCCAGUUCCAACCAGAAGUUCUAAUCCUAUGGAAACCUCUCUGGAGUUAAAACCUACGCACCUGGUUAUUCCAGAUUAUGAACCCGAUGUAACAGAUACUAGUGCAGAGACUCUGGGAGUUAUAGUAAAGACUGAGGAUGAUAUCCUGGAUGCUGCAUCCGAGCAGAACACAAAUGACCAUAAAGAGGAAUUUCAAAAAGAACACAUGGAACAUCAAAUUGUUGUACACCAAAGUGAGACUAGUAGAGAUUUAGAUAUAUGCCAAGAAUCCUCUCUUCAAGAUAUACAUCCUGAUCCUGUUAAAGAGACCAACCCAACUCAAGCAGACUUCAGCAACACCUUCGAUGACAGUGAUAAUGACCUGGUGAAUCCAGUCUUCGCACCUCAAAAAAAACUUCCUGAAAGCAUAAGUGAUUCAGGAGAGCUGAAUGAAUGCAAAGAAGAAAACCAGCAACUGGAGGACAUGAAACAUGUGUCUGAAAUUGUAUGUAGUGGAGGUGCUGAUGUAUCCCACCAGCAAUCUAACAUGCCAUGCAUUGACAUUAAACAAGAAGAUCCAUUGGCUGGUAUGAAUGCUCUAGUGGCUGCAACUGAAAUGCCAGAGUCAUAUGCCUAUUUACCUAGGGACAGUGUCAUCUUGAAUUCUGACCAGUCUCUGGAUCCUGCUCUCUUAGAAGGCAUAACACUUCUGAGUGAAAUGGCAGAAAUUGAACUUGAGAAAAUAAAUCAAGAAAUGGAAAACCUAAAAGCUUCCCAAGCUCGAGUUUCUUUGGAGAGCUUGCUCGCUGCCAGCACACAAAUGUUGAUGGAAGUGCUUUCACCCCCCACCCUGGACUCUUUGAAAGCAGAAUCUAUUAAGUUGUCUCGAGAACUGAAUCCCAACAAGAAAUACAGCUGGAGGCACAAAAAAGAGGAGAGGCUGUUUUCUGUAAAGUCCUCACUUGAUCACAUGGAUUCUAUGGAACUUGACUAUAGGUUGAGACUGGCAGAGCUGCAGAGACUGUACAAAGAAAAGCAGAGGGAACUGGUCAAGUUGCAGAGAAGAGAAUCUGUGGAGACGCGUGAUGAGAAGAGUAGGAGCUUGGGAAGAAGAGGCCCUGGGAGGCCCAGGAAGAGGAAUCAUGGAACAAGUGUUCUAUCUCCCCUGCUGGAGAGAGAGAAGAAUGGCAACAAGAGCAGAAACAAGUGUCUUCUGCUUUCUGAAGAUUCGGAGACAGGGGAAUUUUUAAGAAAUAGACUGAUGAAUGUUCUAGAAGAGGAUGAGAUGGAAAAUGUAAGUGAAAAACUGAAAAGCAGAAUGCAACGUUGGGAGGAAAUGGACAGAUCUUCAGGUUCAAAGUACGAGGUACAAAGCAGGUGCAGAAAGAAAAGGAAGUCAAAUGACCAGGAUCUGUUGGCAACCAAGCUGGACAAAGCCUUGUAUCUCGGUAAACAGGACAACCUAAAGACUCAGUUUAAGCUUUCAGAGAACAGUGCUGGGAAGCAGAGAUGUGAAGGAAAAAAGACUGCAUCAGCCACAGAAUCCAAACAGAUACACACUUUGCAUUUUCCCUUUAUAAUCCCAAAGCAAGGCAAAAACAAAAUGACUACAAAAUUAAAGAAGAUGGAUGUGAUGUCAAAGCUUAUGAAAACUCACACGUCCACACUGUCAGAAGUGAGCAGCUGCUCAUAUAAUACAGACACAGAAGAUGAGCAGUAUCCUAGAACAGAUUGGCCCUCCAGCUCCAGAUCAAUGCAUCCUAUGUACAACUUGUUGUCUAGGAAGAUCCGAAAAACUCCAGAAUGUCUUCUUUCUCCAGGAAGUGCAACGUCCAGUUGUGGGACUGUCAAGUCUAAGCAAGAAGUCGGUAGAAAUAAACCCUUUUGUUCAUUGCUACCAAAUGGAGAGGCUGCAUCAUUCUUCAGUGAUUCAACGGAGGACUCGCUUGACCAAGAUUAUAGCUCUGUGGAGGAGGAAGAUUUUGAUUACAGUUUAGAUCAUUUGACACCUCGCUACAUGGAGGAAAGUGGCCUGGGCCUUCUUGCUCGGUUUGCUGCAAGUGUUCUGCCUAGCCCCGUCACCUCUUCACCUCGGUCGGUCAUUGAGAUGGAAGCAAAAGAAAAGGCUGACAAGGAGGAGAGAAAAAGUCUGACUGGUUCAGAGUUUGAAUACACAGAUUCAGAAAAUGAGGUAAAGAUACUGAAGAACGUUUCACCAAGCAUGACCCCUACAAUCGUAACAGAAUCUGUGAGGACAACAUUGGGUAUGAUGGAAGACUGCAGUACUGAGAAGGUGAAGCUCUUUGACAAGCCACAGAAGUUAAAGAAACUAAAAUCUCCUAAGGACUUCAGCCAUGAAUUUGGACCAGAAGUUAGUGACGAUGACCUGUGGAGUAGGCGUCGAAGUGAGAGGAUCUUCCUUCAUGAUGCGACCAGUACUGCAACUCUCUUGCCAGUGACAACCGCCAAUUCACAUACUACUUCUAAACCUGUUCGCAGCAGCAAGCUUUCAAUGGUGAACCCAAAGAAAGGCAAAGAACGAAAAGAAUACUAUUGCAAGAAGAAAAAUAAGGAGACGUUUCCUUUCACUGGCAGCAGCAGCAGCAGCUCUGCUCCUGAAGAACAGUUCUCUGUCACAACCUCUGUAAAUUGCAGUCGAAAGAGUAAAUUGAGGUUGAAAUCUAAGGACAUAAAGAAGGAGAAUCGUGGAAAGGGUGGUGCAGUAAGCAAGCUGAUGGAAAGCAUGGCUGCCGAGGAGGACUUUGAGCCCAGUCAGGAUAGCAGCUUCUCUGAAGAUGAGAAUGUAACCCAUGGUUUGCAUCCUGAGCGCCCAAUCACACCUGCACCACACUCCUGUAUCAUUGAUAAAGAUGACCUAAAGGAUGGGUUGCGUGUUCUCAUUCCCAUGGAUGAUAAACUCCUUUAUGCUGGCCAUGUACAGACUGUCCACUCUCCAGACAUAUAUCGCGUGGUUAUAGAGGGUGAAAGAGGAAACCGCCCGCAUAUCUAUUGUCAGGAGCAGCUCCUUCAAGAAGCUAUCAUAGAUGUUAAGCCACCUUCAGUUCGCUACCUGCCCGAAGGUACCCGAAUUGCGGCUUAUUGGAGCCAACAGUAUCGUUGUUUGUAUCCAGGCACCAUCAUGCAAGGAGACUUAGACCAGGAGGAUGAUAAAGACCUUAUUACGGUGGAGUUUGAUGAUGGAGAUACAGGACGAAUUCCACUGUCUCACAUACGCCUCUUACCACCAGAUUACAAAAUACAGUGUGCAGAGCCAUCUCCAGCUUUACUUGUACCUAGCGCAAAACGCAGAGUUAGGAAAUCCAGCAAGGAGCAAGCAGAAGGGAAAAGUGGAGGCUCUGUCGGUUGCGAAGAGGUGUUGGUAAAGAACAAACCAAGGGGACGGAAACCAAGUGUCAAGCAGAUAUCUGGGGAAGUAACAGUGCAAGAAAGCACAGGUGAAGAUGAAUCUUCAAUGAGCUCCAAGUCAGGCCAAGACAUCCAACCAAAUGUAAUAAAGCCAAACACAACAAGAGAAAGGAAAAACUCUCACAUGCCAGCAGAAUCUUCAACUUCAUUUGUAUCACCAAAAAUAGCCAGGCUAGGAAAAGUGAAGAUCACCACUAAGAUAUGCAGUACGAAACAAAAGUGUUAUCCAGAAUCCGUGUUUUCAAAUAUGGUCAGUGGAGAUGUACUCUCCGACACCGGCAUAGCUUUGUUUAGCCAGAAUGUACAAGAAGCAAAUGUGAAUAAAAAGAAAAGGAGACAGACAGAGGAACAAGGAGAGUUUGUACCUAGUGCCAAAAGCCAAAGGAAGACAGAUGGUGAACUACUGGUAAAAUUAGACCAUGAAGGGGUUAUGUCUCCAAAAACUAGAACAACUAAGGAGGCUAUGAUGAGGCUUGAAGACCCCAACAUUUCAGUUAGAGCGGAAAAAAAUAUUACUAGUCUAGGCUACUCAACAGUGUGCACCAGUGAAGCCAAAGAAAAGUCUUCUAGAUCAAAGACUCAUCCACAGGAUUCUCAUACUCCCCUAUUUGGAACUGAAGCAUUUGAUAGUAUUGUAGGCAGCUCAAAGAGUAAAUCUGAUCAAAGCCAAGCAAUUCAAGAGCCUAAAGAGGAGAAUGAAAGCAGCAGUAGCAGUAGUUCAGAAUCUGAGGGAGAUGAUGACAGAAAUCCCAAAGAAAGCCAAUCACAGAAAGAUAGUACAAGCAGUAGCUCAACCUCAACAACUGUAUCUUCAAGUAAAACUUCAUCUUCUUCCAGCAGUAGCUCAUCGUCAACAUCCUCGUCUUCUUCCUCCUCUUCCUCUUCCUCAUCAACUUCAUCAUCCUCAAGCUCCAGUUCUUCCUCCUCUUCCACAACAGAUGACUCCUCUAGUAGCUCAGAAGAUGAAGCCCAAGAGACUGCUUCAAGCACAGCAGAUACACAUCAUCAUCUGCAAGUCAAAGACAUUAAAGCAAGCAGUGACUGCAAAGUUUCCAUCCAUAUUCAGAGCCAAAAGCCACAAAAACAAGCACAACAGAAAGGUUGUAAAGGUAAACCCAAGAAAAGAGAAGGAAUACAUCUGCCUACAACCAAGGAGCUGGCCAAAAGGCAAAGGCUACCCUCUGUGGAGAACAGACCCAAGAUUGCUGCAUUCCUUCCAGCCAGACAGCUCUGGAAAUGGUUUGGGAAGCCCACACAGAGGAGAGGAAUGAAAGGAAAGGCAAGGAAGUUGUUCUACAAGGCUAUUGUUCGUGGCAAGGAAAUAAUCAGAAUUGGAGAUUGUGCAGUAUUCUUAUCUGCUGGGAGGCCAAACUUGCCAUACAUUGGGCGCAUCCAAAGUAUGUGGGAAUCGUGGGGCAAUAACAUGGUUGUUAGAGUCAAGUGGUUCUAUCAUCCAGAAGAAACUAAUCCUGGAAAGAAACUGCAUGAAGGCAAAAGCAGGGACCACAAAUCUAACAAAGGCACAACAUCUGGUCUGCACAUAUCCAGUCUGAGGAAGGAUUUUAUGGAGCGUGCCUUGUACCAGUCCUCUCAUGUGGAUGAAAAUGAUGUUCAGACCGUAUCUCACAAAUGUUUGGUGGUUGCUCUUGAGCAAUAUGAGCAGAUGUUAAAGACAAAAAAGUAUCAAGACAGUGAGGAUCUUUAUUACUUGGCUGGAACCUAUGAACCCACCACAGGAAUGAUCUUUAACACAGACGGAGUGCCCGUCAUCAUAUAAUCUGUUGAGCAUGUAACCAGUCUAGCAGGCGUUUGUCUUGAUUAUUCAUACACUAACGGUUGUAAGAAAGAGAAGUUGCCUGAUCUUAGCACAUGCCUCUCCUAAGGAAUGUAAUUGGAAAUAAGAACAGCUUUGAAUGAAAAUGUUUCAUAUUAUGACUACAAAGCUGCACAGUAUCUGAUGGUUGCAUGUUACCUAGGGCAUAGUCUACACUCGCUGUACAGGUACAUGAGUUAAGAAAACAUUGUAAAGAUUGUAGGGUAAAUGCUAGGUUUUUCCUCAUACGUAUAAAUAAUGCUUUCUAGAAGGCAACUGAGAAAUGAGGGAAAACUCAUGAACAACAUAACAGUGACAAGUGACAGUGAUUAGGCCUUUGUCACUUCAGAGAGACAGUCGUGAAUAGUAAAAAUAGAAACAUAAA
Spea bombifrons (plains spadefoot toad) is the source of this 9107-nucleotide messenger RNA. RefSeq names its product trinucleotide repeat containing 18 (gene TNRC18). Bases 272 to 8686 code for a protein of 2804 amino acids. The transcript is spliced from 29 exons. NCBI's taxonomy places the organism in Eukaryota, Metazoa, Chordata, Amphibia, Anura, Pelobatidae. The record is from RefSeq and is a predicted model, not a curated record. Gene Ontology annotation, molecular function: chromatin binding.